CAAACAUCUGCUAUCUUAAACUCUGUAAGAAGACGGAAAGAGAGACAUCGUUGUGAAACCAGUCAUGGAUUCCAGAUGCAUGGAAAUAGCUGCCUUGGGAAGACCUCUGUAUCCUGGCAUGUUGUAUGAUUACCGGAACGACUCCUUUAUUCCAGGUGUGACUUUAUGGGAUAAAAUUGCAUUGAGAGAUGACAUUGAUGUUCAUAAAAAGCCUAAAUCACAUCUGAAAUUUGCAGCCUCUGAUAGUCUCAGUGAUAAGGCAAACCUCCUAGACAUAAGUGCUUCCCUUAAAGCCAGUUUCCUAAGUGGAGUGGUGGAGGUUGGAGGAUCGGCCAAGUACCUGCAAGAUACCAGAUCUUCAGCACGUCAGUGCAGAGUUACUAUGCAGUACAGCCAGACGACAACAUUUGAACAGCUCACUAAGAAAGAUCUCAGUAAUAUCACCUACCCACAAGUAUUUGACCAGAAAACUGCCACUCAUGUAGUUACAGCUGUACUGUAUGGAGCUCAGGUUUUCAUGGUGUUUGAUUAUACAAGUGCAGAAAAUGAGAACAAAAAGGAAAUUGAAAGAAACCUUCAUGCAGUGGUCAAGAAGAUCCCUACUAUUUCCACUGAGGGUCAAGCAUCCCUUAACAUGACUGAAGAUGAAAAAAAAAUGUCUGAGAAUAUUAGUGUCACAUUAUAUGGUGACAUUAAACUUGAAGAAAACCCCACCACAUACAAUGAGGCUCUGGAUGCGUACAAGAAGAUGCCUGAUCUGAUGAAGCAACAAGGUAAGGGUGUACCUCUGACAGUGUGGCUGUAUCCUCUCAAUCUUUUGGAUGAUAGGGCAGCAAAGUUGGUGAGUGAAAUCAAUUUAAACCAGGCGUGUAAAACAGAACAUUUGCUGGAGGAACUCAAUGAAAUGGAGAGAAUAUGCAAUGAUUUGAUCAAAAGACCCAUAACAGAUGAUUUCCCUGAUCUAAAAGACAAGUUGGAAAAGUUUCAGGUAUUACACAGAAAUUAUACAAAUUCAAUCCAGAAGGCACUAUGCAGUGUUCUGCCAGCUAUUCGUGAUGGGACACACAAGGACAAGGCACUGGGGGACAUCUUGAGCAUCCAUGACACAUCACCCUUCAAUGUAAGCAUCAUUAACAAAUGGUUAGAUGACAUUACAACUGAAUUAAAUAUUCUGAUCUCCUAUACAGCUGGGUUAAAGGACCUCAAAGUUGUGAAAUCAUCAGGGUCAUUAAAUUCCAUCUGUUUUCAUCCUGAUGUUGAUGUGGUGGUAUGUUUGACAUUUACGUCUCUAAAGUAUGAUGACUCCUACCUAGCAGCUCUACAGGACUUUGAGAACUCUAAAGCAUUUAAACUGCUGGUGCAGACAAGUGAGAGAGUUUCCAUUCUCCAAGCAGCACAGCCUUGGUUCACUUCUCCUGACAUUUCUGCAAGGAUGAGGCAGAAUCUUUCUCUCUUUACCUCAUUUUUAAAGGCCAAUAAAAAUGCAAAAAGAAUCAAAUUCAUCAUUGCCUCCAUAUCAGAUCCCAGCAAUCCAGGAUCCUCAAUCCAACUUUAUCAGAAUGGUUCUCUGACAGAUCCUAAGUUCAAGCCUGUAUCCAAACCUCCCAAACCUGAAGUGGAGACCAGUUAUGGGAAAGUUACCCUGAAGCUUUCAAAAUCCCCAACUGGAGAGACUGUACACUUCAGAGUUGAGUACAGGAUGACACCUUCAAAUGAUUCAGCAGCUUAUGAUGAGGAAUGGACAGUCAUAGACACAUCAAAUGCACAGAACACCUUCACAUUGACUGGACUAAAGCCAACAGAACAAUACUGGUUCAGAUACAGAGCUGUUAGUGAUGUGGGAGUGAGUGAAGCCAGCGACUCUGUCCCCUUCACCAUUCAAGGGAAGCUCACUGUCACAGUAGACCAAUGGAACUUCUCCAUGCCUUCUCUCAUUACUGAACUCAGGAAUAAAUUAAUGACCCCUAUCGGCAUGUCACGAUGGUCUCCAUCUACUAUCAAUUCAGAGGUUACAAAUAUUGUCAACAAUCCUACAAUUCUUUACACUGAGAAAAUCCCUGGAGGGCUGAGAGAAGGACAGGCUUUGUACUUCCAAGGGGUUGUUUUUUCAGACGGUCAAUCGUUUGCAUUGGAUUUUCAAACCAAUGAGGGAGACAUCGCUCUUCACUUUAGGCCCUGGUUUAAUGCACAUAUUUGCUGUAACAGUUAUGUAAAUAUGAAGUGGCAGGAUGAAGAACUUAAACAGAUAAAAAUUUCCGAAGGAUCAGCAUUUGACAUUUUUGUGGUGAUCAAAACAGCAGGCUAUGAGGUGUAUAUAAAUGGGCAGAAGUCUUUCCUGUUCAAUCAUCGCAUACCAAUGGCCAAUGUGAAUAAAAUUAAUAUUUAUGGAGAUGUCAAAAUGAACACUGUUGGUACUGUUGCAAACUGGAGCCAAUCUACUUUUGGUAAGGAACUAAACACUGGCAUCUCACGCACCAAGCUUUCAGACAUCCAGUCUGAUGUCCCACAUCCAGUCUGCAACCCUAGCAAGCAAUAUUUGGGAUCAAUCCCUGGAGGUUUGAGACCUGGUCUGGCUUUGUUCUUACAAGGGGUUGUUCCAUCAGAUUUUGAAAGCUUUGAAAUAAAUUUUAAGACCGGCCUGUCUGACAGAGAUGACAUCGCUUUUUGCUUCAACCCUCGUAUAUCCCGUGUGGUCUUUAAUAGCCGCAGGAAUUGGACAUGGGACAAGAAUCGGGUGGAGACACCAGGAAGCCCAUUUGUCUGUGGAGCAGCUUUUGAGAUCAUCAUGGUCAUUAACCCAGAAUGCUAUGAGGUGAUGGUGAAUGGCCAGGUGUCCUACACGUUCAAGCACCGUAUACCGGUGGACAAAGUGACUACACUCAACAUUUGGGGAGACGUCUUCAUGAACAGCUUUGCCAUUACUGAAGUGGAUGAUGUGAAACUGAAAGUAGCCGUCACCAAUCCUGCCAAUAUUUGAGACUUUGCAUCUGCUCCAUAAUCACUGCCUGUUUUUUUGUUUGUUAUAUUCUGUAUACAGUAUCAAAAGUACAUCACAUUUUAUGUACAUGGUUUGUCGAUUUUAUUAAUCAGACUUUUUUCCCUAUUGAGCAUUCUUAACUUACUUUUCUUGCUUAUUAUUGUUAGAAACAAUUGCUAUAAAUUCUUGGGGCAAGUUGUGGCCUAAUGGUUAGAGAGUCUGACUUGUAAUCCUAAUGUUGUGGGUUUGAGUCUCGGGCCGGCCACGACGGAGAUGCCCUUGAGCAAGGCACCGAACCCACCGACUGGUCCCUGGGCGCCGCAGCAUAAAUGGCUGCCCACUGCUCCGGGUGUGUGUAUGGGACAAAUUCUGAGUAUGGGUCACCGUACUUAGCCGUAUGUCACGUCACUUUAGUUACAGUAAUGAUACGGGUCAUUUGUAUUAGCUGUCUAUAUAAAGACAUCUUUGAAGCAUUAUUUAGCAUUAGAGAAAUUAGUCCAUGGCUACACACUAAAUUCGAAGGAUUUCUGUUUCAAAUGAUGAGAUUUGUACUCGGUCAAAAGACAUAUCCUUUUAGAUAGAUCUAUUUUACAAUAACAGAGCCUAUAAACAUAAGUUCAUUGAAAUAGAGGUUUGAGAAUUAGAUAUUAGAACAAAGCAAUAGUUUAUUAGUUAAUUGUUCUUAUAAUAAUAAUAAUAAUAAUAAUAAUAAUAAUAAUAAUAAUAAUAAUCCCUCCAUUCUAACACCAAAUACAAGGUCGAAGUGGACAGUUUCUUAUUUAAGUUGUCGGUACCUCUUUAAAUACUGGUGUAAUUCAUUAUUUCACCUGUAGAGAGCGCUCAUUGUUCAUUUUUAAAAGUAUGUUCCACGUGCAGUAUUGUAAAGAAUUACUGUACUGACUAAUUAUACAUCUUAAUCAAAUGUAUUAUGUGUUUUAUGCCUUGCUUGCUUUGUUAUAACAAAUUGAGAAACUAUUUACUUCAUUAAAGCAUUUCAACAAUGUACUGAUUAUAAGUAUAACAAUUCUAAUCACCACUGCACAAUUCUAAUCACCACUGCACUAGACUAAUGUGUAGCUCUGUUGUGCAUUUAGAAAAUCAUGACAUGAUUUAAGUAACAGGGGCAAAAUAAUCAGCAUGUGCCUUGAUUAUUUGUUUUUUUCUUUAUUGUAUGGCUCAAAAUAAAUAAAUCAUGUGUCAAAUGAAAACUGA
Molecule: messenger RNA, 4189 nt
Organism: Tachysurus fulvidraco (yellow catfish)
Lineage: Eukaryota; Metazoa; Chordata; Actinopteri; Siluriformes; Bagridae
Product: neoverrucotoxin subunit beta-like
Exons: 12
Coding region: 65-2977 (970 amino acids)
Molecular function (GO): protein binding; carbohydrate binding
Source: RefSeq, a predicted model, not a curated record